GCCCGGUUACUACCUGGAACCGUAAGCUUCUUCCAAUCAUUCUGAGUCGCCUCUCCUCUUCCUCCACUUUCUCUCUCUUUUACCAAAAAUAUCUCCUUUUUCACUCUAUUAUCGUUUGAUUCUCCUCCUCAUCGUGAUCUCUGACGCAUCAGUCUUGACGGAAAUGAGAACUGCCAAGGGGAAGGGGACGGUGACUAAGGAUACUAAGGAAACACUCAAGCCUGUUGAUGACAGUAGCAGUUAGAAAGGUUGGGAAGAGGAAAGCUUCUACGAAGGCUGAAAAGAGCACCAAAAAGAUUGCGAAGACUGGAAAAGGGGCCAAGAAAGAUCGAAACAAGCCGAAAAGGCCACCAAGCGCUUUCUUUGUCUUUCUUGAGGACUUCAGGAUAACCUUCAAGAAAGAAAAUCCCAAUGUGAAAGCUGUGUCAGCUGUGGGAAAAGCUGGAGGGGAGAAAUGGAAAUCGUUGUCUAAAUCUGAAAAAGCUCCAUUUGAAGCCAAAGCAGCAAAAAGGAAGUCUGAAUAUGAGAAGCUUAUGAAUGCUUACAACAAGAAGCAGGAAAGUGCAUCCGAUGACGACGCCGAUGAAGAAUCUGAAAGGUCAAGAUCUGAAAUUAACAACGAAGAAGAUGUUGAAAGCGCAGAGGUAGUUCUCUCUUUCCACCUUGCAAUGUCUCUUAAGCUUCAAGUAUUAGCUAACAGCCUAGCACACACAUGUUAUUUUCUAGUCUAGUGUUGAAUGUAUUGUUUUUGUUUACUCGAAUAUUUGGCUUGAUCUUUGUCAACCCUAAACUACUUUUGUUUUGAAUUGUAAAUGUUUUAAAUUAACUUGCGAUCCUUUCUAAAAUCCAGCCACAAAAAUGAAAUUGUGAUGUCUUACAACUAUAGUCUUUUAACCAAAAUUAUCCCUAGAGCUUGUGUGAUGUAGUUUUGUUUUUGGAUUAAAUGAUCAAAAUACAUUGAAUGAUUUAGUUGAUGAAGUUAUUGAUCAAACAAGCCCUAGUUUCUAGCGACAACUAAAUAUUCUUACUGUUGAACAGGAAGAUGAUGAAGACGAUGAGGAUGAAGAAGACUGAAGUUGGACAUUUGAAAGAAUUGGUGCAAUGAAUCUUACACUUAUGGAGCAAUUCUGAUUGAUGUUGUAUGUUAAUAUGUUAGAUUAUUUGCAUAUAUAUAAAUAUAUAUAACCUUUCAUUAAAGGGUGGAACAUAAUACAUCAUUCUAUAUGGCAAUGUCUAAUGUAUUGUCUUGUUACCUUUUACCUACCUUGUUUGGGAUGAAGUCCAUACUAUGUUUUACAUGAAUAUGACUGUCUUUUGUUUCAUUUU
Messenger RNA from Impatiens glandulifera, 1326 nucleotides. Its product is annotated as high mobility group B protein 1-like. The record is from RefSeq and is a predicted model, not a curated record. The transcript is spliced from 8 exons. The coding region runs from base 228 to 731 and encodes 167 amino acids. Lineage: Eukaryota; Viridiplantae; Streptophyta; Magnoliopsida; Ericales; Balsaminaceae.